CCCGAAGUUGGCAUCAAGAGUCUGAGGAGCUCCUUGGUCAUUCGCCGGAGUUCACUCCGCCGCCACGAGAACAGCGAUUGGCGCUAACGAUACCGUGGAAGUGGGAAGGAGAGCUUCUGGUCCCAUCGUAUACGUUUCUUCCUAACAUAGGAAAGGAGAGAUUCGGGUACAAAGAUCAAAUAUAGCCAAGACCCGUGCGGUAAAUCUUCCAUAGCAACUGGGCGGGUUCUCAUCGGGCAGUCAAUCUUGGUUAUAUACGACAAAAGAUUUCUUCUUCCGAGGCGUGCAAAUUGAGAUGGGGAUAUUCACGAAUAGCUUCUCAUUUUUAAUGGGAAUUGGCUGUGGAAUCUUUGUUGCUCAGAACUAUAAUGUCCCAAACAUAAAGAAGCUUUUCAAGGAAUGGUCUUCAGAAGCAAAACACAUUGAAGAAAGUUACAGAAAGCCAAAGAAAGAUGACAAAUAGUCAUUGAAUUUUUUACUUGUCUGUCACAUGAUUUUUUAAAGGUAAAUUAACUUAGGAUUCGUUUGGUACGGCUAUGUUGCUGCUUUUUAAAAUAGUUUUUUAUUUAAAAAAAUUAAAAAUUUUGUACUAGAAAGUUGCUUUAAGAAGCAGUAAGAAAGUCGUCCAAAACGAAACCUUAGGGUUCGAGUAAAAAACUGAAUGCAAAAAUUAUUAUGAAAUUACUGUGAACAAAAUAAAAAUUUUUGCUAGUA
Messenger RNA from Dendrobium catenatum, 714 nucleotides. RefSeq lists its product as uncharacterized. The coding region runs from base 296 to 463 and encodes 55 amino acids. NCBI's taxonomy places the organism in Eukaryota, Viridiplantae, Streptophyta, Magnoliopsida, Asparagales, Orchidaceae. The transcript is spliced from 3 exons. The record is from RefSeq and is a predicted model, not a curated record.